Messenger RNA from Verticillium alfalfae VaMs.102, 675 nucleotides. RefSeq names its product glutathione S-transferase domain-containing protein. Bases 1 to 675 code for a protein of 224 amino acids. Lineage: Eukaryota; Fungi; Ascomycota; Sordariomycetes; Glomerellales; Plectosphaerellaceae. The record is from RefSeq and is a predicted model, not a curated record. The transcript has a single exon. Gene Ontology annotation, cellular component: cytoplasm.
AUGGCCCUCAGGCUGUACGAAGCGCCAGCUCCCAACCCGUUUGUGGUUCGACUUUUCGCCUUAGAGCGGGGGGGACUUGAUAUCGACGUUGAACAAAUCGACAUCAUGACAUUACAAAAUCGCAGACUCUCUUAUCGAACCAAAGUCAACCCUCGAGGUGAACUGCCGGCACUUCGCGUGGGGAACGAGGUCAUCACCGAAAUCACAGCAAUCUGUGAACUACUUGACGAAGUCGCAACUGGAGGCGACUCUCUUUUUGGGAAUGGGCCCAUCGAGAGAGCCAAAACCCGAAUGUGGCUGCGUCGCAUGGAUCUCGAGAUUGCGCAGCCGAUCAUUACCUGGUUCCGAAACGACCCAGACACUAUCGACUUCUACAAAGGAAACCGUUUGCCGACGCCCCAGGCUCGAGUGAACGAGAAAGUAUCUAUCAAUCAGGCCCUGAAUCGCCUGGACGACGAGCUUGAAGGAAAGAAUUAUCUAGCUGGCGACAGAUUCUCCGCCGCCGAUAUACAUCUCUAUGGUCUCACAAAGAUGAUGAUAUCAGGUCCUGGGGCACCCGCUGGCUGGGUGUUGGCACCUGGAAGGACGAAUUUCUUGGAGUACUUUGCUCGUAUAGACGGACGUGCUGCUUCUCAGAAGGCACUGAAUACCUUUGGGACUCCUAUCAAACCUUGA